Aspergillus chevalieri is the source of this 810-nucleotide messenger RNA. RefSeq lists its product as uncharacterized. NCBI's taxonomy places the organism in Eukaryota, Fungi, Ascomycota, Eurotiomycetes, Eurotiales, Aspergillaceae. Gene Ontology annotation, molecular function: methyltransferase activity. The transcript has a single exon. The coding region runs from base 1 to 810 and encodes 269 amino acids. The record is from RefSeq and is a predicted model, not a curated record.
AUGCCUGAUUAUACCCAAGGGCACACAUCUGAAAUGAUGGCGGCUCAUCAGAUCCGUUCAACUUCUGACUCGUGCGGCUACUUCACUCCAUUGCUUACGUCCCGGCCAACUGCUCACAUCCUCGACGUGGGCUGCGGUCCCGGUAGCAUCACCACAGACCUGGCCACCCACGUACCAGAAGGCCAAGUCAUUGGAGUCGACUUCGCUAAAGAGGCAAUUCAGAAGGCAUCUUCACGACCAUCGCUUCCAGCUAAUUGCACCUUCCAAGUUGCCAAUGUCGACGAUCGUCUCCCGUUCCCGGACAACUCGUUUGAUGUCGUCCACGCACACCAGGUCCUUAUACACCUCUCCAACCCCGUGCAUGCGUUGGCUGAGAUGCGUCGUGUUUGCCGGUCGGGAGGAUUUGUUGCUAGUCGAGAUGGCGACUGGGAUACAUUCACGAUCUUCCCCGAGUCGCCGUCGCUGAAACAAUACAGGGAUAUUCAUGGUACUAUCGUUCGCUCUUCUGGCGCUGAUCCAAAUGCUGGUCGGCGUCUGCGGUACUGGGCAGUGCAGGCUGGGUUCAGUGAUGACCGGAUAACAUACUCGGCUAGUCCGGUGCUCUUUACAGGGCCCGAAAAGGUACGAUAUUGGUCCACGUUGCAGGCUGAACGCUAUACCAAAGGCACUUUCAAGGAACAGGUUCUUUCAAAAGGUCUGGCUACGGAGGAGGAUGUUGCUGCUUUUGGUCCGGCGUGGUUGGAAUGGGGUGAACAGCCCGGAGCCGUUUACCAUAUCUCAUGCGGAGAGGUUGUUUGUUGGAAAGACUAG